AAGAAUUUUAUUCAUCCGAGAUGAAGAAAUGGUUGAAAAACGAUCCUUUAGAUUCGGAAAUUGAAAAUAUUGCUAAAGGAUCAUUCAAGAAAGAAAAAGGUUAUGAUGCUGGAAUACGAGGUAAAGGUUACGUUGUCAAUUCUCUUGAAGCCGCAUUAUGGGCUUUUUGGAGUACACACUCGUUUGCGGAAGGUGCUCUAGCAGCUGUAAAUCUUGGUGACGAUACUGAUACAACAGCAGCUAUUUAUGGUCAGUUGGCUGGUGCGUACUAUGGUUUUCGUAAAUUACCACCAGAAUGGGUCGAUUGUGUCUACUCCAAGCGCUUCAUUGAUUGCUUAUGCAAAUGGAUUGCAUACGAAGGAAGUCAACCACACUCCAAUAAUUAA
This is a messenger RNA of Rotaria sp. Silwood2, 386 nucleotides long. NCBI's taxonomy places the organism in Eukaryota, Metazoa, Rotifera, Eurotatoria, Philodinida, Philodinidae. The record is from the annotation of a GenBank genome assembly.